Messenger RNA from Colius striatus (speckled mousebird), 615 nucleotides. RefSeq names its product collagen alpha-1(III) chain-like. The record is from RefSeq and is a predicted model, not a curated record. The transcript is spliced from 2 exons. Lineage: Eukaryota; Metazoa; Chordata; Aves; Coliiformes; Coliidae. The coding region runs from base 1 to 615 and encodes 204 amino acids.
AUGCGGGGACCCCCAGCCCCCUCGGGGGCUUCGGACUCGGGCUCUGAAGCCCCCCAAGACCCGCGCAAACAAAAAGGACCGAAGCGCAGGGCCCGCCUGGCCGGAGGGAGCCGGCAGCCCUGCCCCAGCCCUAGGCCUCUGGCGGCCCCUGACAGCGGCGGCCGCCGGGAACACCCCGCCGGCGGCGGCCGCCCCUCACAGGGAAGCGCCAUUUCGCCUCCCGCUCCCCUGCCGGUGCUCAGCGCCUGCCGCCGGGGCCGAGGCAGCAGCUCCGAGUCCUGCGGCACUGCCGCAGAGCGCGGCGGGGGAGGCGCCGGCCUCACCGGGCCGCCCUCCCCCCCCUCUUUUCCUCCUCCCUCAGCCCUCCCGGGGGCGCCCCCGCCGCCAACCCGCCCCGGCCGAGCUCCCCGCCGCGAUGCCCGCCUUACCCUCCGCCGCAGCCGGGCUGGGAGCGCCGGUCGGCCCCCCGCGGAGGAGGAGGAGGAGGAGAAGGAGGAGGAGCGGGGCAAGGGGCGGCGGCCCCGCGGGGGGAGGCACCCCCGGAGGGGCGUCGGGCCCAGCCCCCGCGGGUGCCCGGGCGCGGCGGGCACAAAGGCGGCGGGGCACAGCACCUAA